Molecule: messenger RNA, 1611 nt
Organism: Glarea lozoyensis ATCC 20868
Lineage: Eukaryota; Fungi; Ascomycota; Leotiomycetes; Helotiales; Helotiaceae
Product: Phosphoglycerate mutase-like protein
Exons: 3
Coding region: 1-1611 (536 amino acids)
Molecular function (GO): acid phosphatase activity
Source: RefSeq, a predicted model, not a curated record
AUGUAUCUCAGCCAUGGCAUUUUGUCCGCGAUUUAUUUUGUUGGAGCUGACGCAGCGGUGAAUUUGCUCACAGAUAUCACUAAAAUAUCUCGGAUGUGGGGUCAGAUUUCUGUUUAUGCUAAUAAUGAAGAGAAUGUCUUUGGUGUUGACUAUGUCGGACUUCCCGCUGGAUGUCAAAUCGAAUCCGCACAUACGCUUCAACGCCAUGCGCAAAGAUUUCCAAUUGGCUAUGAGGAGGAUGGAAUAAACAACGAAAGAUUUGCGGGAAAAGUGUCAAAUUUCACGAAAUCAAGCAAUUCCACGUCCGAAUUUACUGGACCCCUAGAAUUUUUGAAUAGCUAUACCUAUACCAUGGAAACCACAGGUCUUCUUACCGGCCUCGGCGCAGCGACGGAAUUCUCAUCAGGCGUGCAGUUCUGGAAUCAGUACGGAAGAACUCUCUUCAACGCAUCCGUUGGUCAAAAGUCUUACAAUGCUUCAUUCGAAAACGGAACAUUGCGUGAACCAAUCGUCAUGCGAACAACAGAUCAAGCGCGAAUUCAGAAUUCGGAGAUCAAUUGGGCCCUUGGAUUCUUUGGACCUACCUACCAGACAGUUGCAAAUCAAGAGCUUACCAAUUGGACAUCGCCAUUUGAACUUGUGAUAAUCCCAGAAGGAGGGACCGAGAACAACACUUUGGCGGCGUAUGAUAGUUGUUUUAACGAUUUUGACCCAAUCAUUGGGCAACUUGGUGAUUUAGACGUGUUUACAUAUAUUCCCAAGUAUCUUGGGCCCGCGACGAAGCGACUUCAGGAGUAUGCACCACAAGGAUUUACUCUUACAACAAAUGACACGUAUGCAAUGCAAGUCAUUUGUGCUUAUGAAUACAACUUCCUUGGGUCUUCUGACUUCUGCUAUCAUUUCACUGCUGAUGAGUGGGCUGGAUUUGAAAAUACUUUGGAUAUGGCUUAUUACUACGACUAUGCUUUUGGAAACCCGACUGGAAGAGCUCAAGGAAUCGGAUAUGUCCAAGAGUUACUUGCACGGUUGCAAAAUGAAUACAUCACCGUUUCAAACUCAUCGGUCAACUCAACUUUGGACGACAACACGACGACUUUCCCACUAGCCCAGAAGUUUUAUGCUGAUUUCUCUCACGACGACAUAAUUGUCUCGGCAUUGACAGCUAUGUCUCUUGACUAUUUAAAAGACCCUCCUUCCCUUACUCAAUUUCCACCAAACCCCAACCGUCAUUUCAUCCUCUCCCAAAUCACACCCUUCGGUGCCCGUCUCAUCACCGAGGUCAUAGGCUGCACCAGCGAAGAUCCGGCGCCUAUGAAGAAAUCUAGAACGCAAUAUACACCUUCGCAAUACGGUUAUGACCCAGCCAACGCGACGACAAAGUUCGUCAGGAUACGAUUGAAUAAUGGUAUACUUCCGCUCGACACCAUUCGUGGCGGAGCUUGUGGUAAUUCAACUGGUGGUCGUGUGGAUGGUAUGUGUGAGAUGAGUGCGUUCAUUGAGAGUCAAGCGAAUAGUUACCAGUUGAGUAAUUAUGACUAUGCUUGUUUCGCGAAUUACACGGUUGCGGAUCCGACGAGUGGACAAGAUUAUGAUGGAGCAAUCAGAGAUUGA